AUGGACUCUCUGAUCAUUCGGAACACAGUCACACUCAUUGUACAACAAGCGCUGCAGACAACACGCAUGCAUGCUCUCAACAGCCCGUCAGCUCAGGCCUUCGAUCGAGACGCCGCUGAGAAAGCAGCUGCGCAGGCUGAGGCUCCAAUCCAUGUUCCGAUGGCCGCAGAGUUCGAUCCGCGUGUCGCUCGCAAACGUCAGCUGCGCCUUGAGAGAAUCACAAAGGCUAAAGUCGUCAACAAUGCUUCAAACCCACUGCUCAAGCAAAAUUUGCGACUAGCUGGCGAUCGCGCUGCGGCCGAUGAUGCAGAGCUGUUGCCGUUGCUCAAGGCCGAAAUGGAGGAGAUCGCGAGGAGGAAGCGUACGCUCGCUCUCGGAGCCGAGCUGCCGAUGAACAAGGUCAGAAUCGAGAUGUACAAACGCAAGGCUCAGGGUAUGCCGAUCGUGUCUGGUGCUGUGGACGUUGUCAACGAUGUGGAGGGGCGCGAGGUGACCCGCAUCAUGGCGAGGAACGAGACGCAGCCACUGACCCCGACUCUUCAACAAGCGACGCGCAAGAAGUCGAAGGCGGCGAGGGGUGUGCUUGUUGGUGCAGCUAUGCCGGGAAAGAGAAAGGCGUUGCCAAUGUCUGCUAAGAUUGGAGAGUUUGUCACACCAGAAGACGAGCACGUGUAUCGACCUGCCAGGGUGACCAAUAUGGAUGAGGAGUCUGUUGAUUCGGCCGAUGCGACCUAUGUUGGUAGCACGCCAGAGCCCGUGGUUGUCGGAGCCAGCAAAUCUGGCAAACCGGUCAAGACAUCCAGUCAGCCAUUGAGCAGUACCUAUCGCCGUGCUGGCAGAGCCUCGACCGAUGACACUUUGGUAAAUGAACCUAAACGCAAGCGCAGCGGCCUCGAAGGCCACAACAAGCAGGCUCGCUCACCACGCGGCCGCAAAAAGGUCCGCAGCACUCGCGACAGAGCAGUUCCGGUCAGCACACUCUUCGAGUCCGAGGAUUCAGAAGAUGAAGUUGCCAUGCCAGUCAUCGAUCGCCAAGGAUCUGUCGACGACAACGGUCGUCUCGGCCAGACUGAGAUUUCCGGCAAUCGUGGCAGCAGCUCUGCCGUACCGCUGCGUCACAAUUUCGAUUCGGACUCAGAGGUCGAUCUGAUUCUCGCGGAAGAGUAUGUGGCAACUCGAGCUCGAGCUCGAGCUCGUGACUCCAACGCCACUAAGCCUGUCACUGGUGUAAUUAAGAGGACGACUGGUGUAUCUUGGGCUGACCUCGCGAAGUCAACCACAUCCAGCGCAAGGGUGUCCAUCCCGUCGGCGUUGGUUGCCCAGCCUGGAAUGACGACCUUCUCCGACACGUUCGAUGCUGCAGGCGAUGGCGUUGAGCAAGGAACAGGGUCGACUGAUUCGUUAGAGGGAAUCUUUCCUAAGCGAAAGGGCACCAAGUCGGUCCGGAAGGGCAUCAAUACGACCGCUUCUAUGAAGGAGGUUCACUUUGGGAAGGAGGUUCGUGCGAGCCGCACUCCGGAUGUGGUCGAAGGGCAGAGACGCGAUUCCGCUGUCGCAUGGAAUGGCGGGAUUGGCGAUCCGAUCGAAGGCGAUGACUAUUGA
Cyphellophora attinorum is the source of this 1602-nucleotide messenger RNA. RefSeq lists its product as uncharacterized. Bases 1 to 1602 code for a protein of 533 amino acids. The record is from RefSeq and is a predicted model, not a curated record. NCBI's taxonomy places the organism in Eukaryota, Fungi, Ascomycota, Eurotiomycetes, Chaetothyriales, Cyphellophoraceae. The transcript has a single exon.